Messenger RNA from Paramecium sonneborni, 1515 nucleotides. NCBI's taxonomy places the organism in Eukaryota, Ciliophora, Oligohymenophorea, Peniculida, Parameciidae. The record is from the annotation of a GenBank genome assembly.
AGCAUGUAACCGUAAAUUGUUGAUGAUUGUCUCCAUUAAUAGGUAGAAAUGUAACGAAUAAUAUAGUUGAGACGCAUUUUUAGUUUUCCUAUCUUAAGUAGAAACAAUUUUCUAUUGAAAAAAUUUGAUUCCUCCACUGGGUAUAUUCGUCUUUCUUGUUUGGCAAAAGAGAAUAGUUUUCGGUAAUUUUUAGAAUAUCAAAAUGGAUUGCAAAAUUUGGUGAAUGUAUUUUUAUGUUUAACAUCAUUCAAUUAGGUAUUAAUUCAAUUCAACUACACUAAUUGGGUAUAUGAUUAAACCUUUAAUGCAGUGUGUCCAAUCUUUACAAAAGAGAGAAAAUAGGUUUAGAUUUUGAUUUAGAAAAAUCAAGUAGAAGAAUUUAAGAAAUUUUUAUAAGAAUUGGAAGUUAAAUAAGAAUGGGAACCAAUGGAAGCUAUUUAUAUUCCUAAUAAGGAUAUGAUUAAAUUAUUCAUUGUUUUUGAAACUUAAGAAGAUGCUCAAUAUGGUUUUAGCAAAAUUUAAUUAUCGAAAUCGAUUGUAAGAGAAUUAAUAUAUAAUUGUGUAGUAUGGCAUAUAAAAUGCUAAGAUGGAAGAAGUUGACUAUUUUGCUAAAUUUUUGAGUAUUGUUACAACAAAAUAACUAUAAUUUUAAGAAUAAAGAAUGAAUAAUAUGAGAAAGUACGAUGAUAGAAAUUAUGAUGAGAUUCAAAAUUAAUUUUAGAUUCAUUAAUAAUAUUAAUAAUAAUCAUCAUAGUAUGUUUAAUAAUAAUAACAACCUUAAUAAUGGUAGUAAUAGUAAACUUAAUAAUAAUAAUAAUAACCUUAAUAACCUUAAUAACAAUAAUAAUAACAAACUUAAUCAUAAUAAUAAUAAUAGCAACCUUAAUAAUAAGAAUAAUAAUAGUUUUACGAUUAUUAAUCUUUAGAUAUAGUUAGUUAAAGAUUAAAUUAAAUAAGAACAAAGGAGAAAAUAGAAUUAAAUUUUGCACCAUUAUAAGAAUAAUAAUUUUAAUUUUCCUUUGCUCCUAUAUUUUAUCCACCAUAGACAGAAAUACCUUUAAAUUAACAAAAAUUACCAGAAUAAGAGCCAAUAUAGGUUGAGAAUUUAUAGGAAAUACCAUAUGUAGAAUAGUAAAGUCAAUAACCAGAAUAAAGAUAAGAAAAAGAGACAGAAUCGAAUAAGGAAAAUUCUGUUGAUAAAAAUCAUGAUAAAAAAUAUGAUGAAGGAGGAAAUGAAUAGUAUUAGAAACCUUAUUAUCAAAAUAGAUAUUAGGUAUUAAUAUGAGAAAUUUAAAUAUAGUAAAAGAGAAGACCAUACAAUGAUUCACAUUAUCAUUAGAAUAAGUAUUAUGAAAAAGGGAAUAAUAAUAGAAAGGCUUAAUAAAAUUACAGUAAAAUAAAAUUCUUAAAUAGUAUAGAUAAUUUGGAAGAUGAUUUGAAAGAGUUUACAGGAUAUAAGAAAUAUUAAUAAAGACCUUAGAAAGAAUAUUAUGAGCCAAAGAAGGAAUCCUGAAU